UUAUAGCCGUCAAGCCGUCAGCGCAAGUCUCGUCCGUCAAAUUCUGUAGUGCUUGUACAAAAAUUUUGCUUUUCCGCCAAAGUACAGAGUCAUUCUAGAUUUGCCAAAAUGGCAGAGGGCCAGGAAGAACCUAAGAAAAUUACAAUCACAGUAAAAACUCCAAAAGAGAAACAACAAGUGGAUAUUGAAGAGGAUGCCGACAUUAAAAAAUUAAAAGAAGUGUUGUCGCCAAAGUUCAGUGCCGAGCCGGAACAGUUAUGUCUAAUCUUCGCCGGGAAGAUCAUGAAUGAUGCUGAUACUCUAAAACAGCAUAACAUCAAAGACGGUUUGACUGUUCAUCUGGUGAUCAAGACUCCGCCCCGACCGGAACCAGAGGGUGCGGCCCGACGCCCUCCAGCGGACAUUGGUGCUACACCAUUUGGUCUCAACUCUCUGGGUGGGCUAGCUGGUCUUGAGAGCCUAGGUCUUGGACAAAGCACAUUCAUGGAUUUGCAAGCUCGAAUGCAGCAAGAGCUGUUGUCCAACCCAGACAUGCUGAGACAAGUGCUGGACAACCCACUGGUGCAGCAGAUGAUGAAUGAUCCAGAGAAUAUGCGGACUCUCAUCACAUCCAAUCCUCAAAUGCAAGACCUCAUGUCUAGAAACCCUGAGAUCAGUCAUAUGCUCAACAACCCGGAGCUGCUGCGGCAGACCAUGGAGCUGGCGCGCAACCCUGCAAUGCUGCAGGAGCUCAUGCGCUCCCACGACCGCGCGCUCUCCAAUCUCGAGAGCAUACCUGGAGGCUACAACGCUUUACAAAGGAUGUAUCGAGACAUUCAAGAGCCCAUGUUGAACGUGGCCAGCAGCAUGGCCGGAAAUCCCUUCUCGGGACUCGUCGACAACUCUGACGGCACCAACCCGCAGCAAGGGUCGGAGAACCGGCAGCCGCUGCCCAACCCGUGGCAGCGCGGCGGCGGGCCCGGGGCCGGCGCGGGCACGGCCGCCCCGGGGCUCAUCAACACGCCGGGCAUGCAGUCGCUGCUGCAGCAGAUGUCGGAGAACCCGCGCCUCGUGCAGUCCAUGCUGUCCGCGCCCUACACCAACGACAUGCUGCAGGCGCUCGCCGCCGACCCCGAGAUGGCCUCUCAGCUCAUCAACCAGAAUCCGAUGUUCGCGAACAACCCGCAGCUACAAGAACAGAUUCGCACGAUGAUGCCUCAGAUGCUCGCGCAACUCCAGAACCCAGAGAUGCAACAGAUGAUGUCCAACCCGCAGGCAUUGAACGCGCUGCUGCAGAUCCAGCAGGGCAUGGAGCAGCUGCGCGCGGCGGCGCCUUCGCUGGUCUCCAACCUGGGGCUGGGCGCGGGCGCCGCCUCCGCCUCCCCGCCCGCGCCCGCCGCCCCGCCCGCGGUCCCCGUCUCCGCCAACACCGCCCAGGCCCGUCAGCAGAACAACUCCGAGCUAUUCACACAGUUCAUGCAACGAAUGGUGUCAGCCAUGUCGAACAACCAGACCAACUCCACGCAGCCGCCCGAGCAGCGCUACUCCCAGCAGCUGGAACAGCUGGCCGCUAUGGGCUUCCUCAACAGGGAGGCCAACCUGCAAGCUCUAAUCGCAACCUUCGGUGACGUGAACGCGGCGGUGGAGAGGCUACUGGCCCUCGGACAGUUGUCUAUGAGCUAACACUAAGGCCCCUCUGCGACAAACCUGGCUACUACUACACUCGAGUUUAACUAUUACUACGCUCACAACUGUAUUUUGUCAUACUAUUCCUAUGUGAACUUGGUCAGUUAUAAUAUAGCUGUUUUGACAUUCCUAUUGACCUUUCACUGACAACUUUUUCCCACUCAUGUGGGGUCGGCACUGUAUGUUAACUCCUUCCAUGUGGCCCUGUCCCAUGCCAUUUCAUUUAACAUUCCCUUUCUAGUUUUACUUUCGUUUUCGUUUGCAAGAAUAUUCCAAUUUAAAUUGUCUCCUGGCAGCGAAAGCACCGACAUUUUUCCCUCUUUUUCAAUAGAGUUAUGUGCCACUGUUCUUGAAUAUUGAAAUAUACAUCCAAGUAAUUAGACUUGCUUAAUAAGCUUUUCCUUGUCUGUUUUUGAGCUAGCCUCAAAUAUUUAUGCAAAUAUGCAGUUGUGUGACGUAGUAGUUCUAAUGUUUUAUUUCCAUUCUAACUGCUAAAUUAUGAAUGUAACUACGUACAUAUAAUGCGAGAUAUGCGUCACAUAUUGUGUUUAAAUUAUAUUUUGUUUCUCUAUACUUCUAAAACAGUCUGUAGGAUAAAAUAAACUAGUUAGUGUAUCCAGACAGAUGACACUUUAUAACAUUCACAUUCACUGAGUAUGUAUUGCACGUAUUUUGCUCCACGUCCUUGAAUACUGGAGGCAAUUUUUUCGUAUUGUCUACAUAUAUUGAUACGUGUAUAGUUAUAUGCAAUAUUUGUGUGUACAAUCACAGUGUGAGUAAGUAGCCAUAAUAUAAAAUACGUCGGUUUAAUAACUAUGAUCCUUAUUUUUACCAUCAUUUUUGUUUGUGGUAGGAACGUAGUCCUACAUGUACUAUUAAAUUUCAUUCCUUCUCGUUUUAGGUGUUAUACAAAAUUGUUUAUUAGUAAUCAAUAGUAUACUUACAUGAUUAUUUAAACGAAGCGCGGUAGUCGCUUGUUUUAUUUACUGCUGUAAAAAUAUAUGGUUAUAUUAAUUUAUGGUAUAAUUUAAUUUGUUCCCACUACCAUCAUCGUAGACUUUUACGUUGGUCUUAGUUACGUAAACGUCUGCAUAGGUUAUGUAAAUAGAUUCACUUCACAUUAGUUAAUGUGUUACGACAGGGGUUGAGCCAAUAUUAUUUCUCAAAAUGUAUAGUAUAAUUAAUUUAUUAUACUUGUAAUAUCAGAACACAUUGGUACGUUGUGAAUUUCGUGCGUCGAGAAACGAUUGAAUUUAUUUGGCAUUGCGGAUAACGGUCUUAGGAUGGUUUAUAAAUAUUUUUGUAUUCAUAGUACAGUCAUUAUACUAAUCUGCUUGUUUAGUCAACAGAAAUAAUGUUUGUUUAGCCAUUAUUUUGUAAGAAAGAUCACAUGUUUUUUUUUAUUUCAUAAGCUGUGGUGGUAUAAAACUAUUUGAUUUUUAAACUUUUAUUUGUAGUCUAUUGCGAUGGUUUUAUAGAUAAUUCGCAAAUUAUACGUUGUAAAAUAAGAAGGAUUAGGUGUUGCUCAGCUGUGUAGGGGAAUACAUUACACAACCUUAACAUCAUGUUAUGAAACAUGCAAUUGCGAAGGAUUAUAAAAAUAAAAGGUCCCUUUUGCUAAACAUCUCUUGAAAGAUUUUUUUUUAUUACAGAGAAAUUGUUUUCAAAUGUACAAAAAUGUAAACAAAAACUGUUUAAAUUGUAACUAUUUCAUUCUGUUCAAAUGAACUCUCAAUUUCUAUGAUGAUAUUGUAUUAUUACAACACUAAUAAAAAGGAACUGCAUGUGCUCUGUGAUGUAUUCUAGACUGCUAGAAAUGUCUGAAAUCGUAUGAAUCUGGACUGGGUGUAACAUUAUAUUAUGACAGAAUGCAAUUAUUAUAAAUAAAUAAAAGUAAACAAA
Plodia interpunctella (Indianmeal moth) is the source of this 3567-nucleotide messenger RNA. It is a transcript of the gene Ubqn, whose product is annotated as Ubiquilin. The record is from RefSeq and is a predicted model, not a curated record. The transcript is spliced from 11 exons. The coding region runs from base 109 to 1662 and encodes 517 amino acids. Gene Ontology annotation, biological process: ubiquitin-dependent protein catabolic process. Gene Ontology annotation, cellular component: cytosol. Lineage: Eukaryota; Metazoa; Arthropoda; Insecta; Lepidoptera; Pyralidae. Gene Ontology annotation, molecular function: polyubiquitin modification-dependent protein binding.